Molecule: messenger RNA, 1583 nt
Organism: Xiphias gladius (swordfish)
Lineage: Eukaryota; Metazoa; Chordata; Actinopteri; Istiophoriformes; Xiphiidae
Product: proto-oncogene c-Fos-like
Exons: 4
Coding region: 1-1176 (391 amino acids)
Biological process (GO): regulation of transcription by RNA polymerase II
Cellular component (GO): nucleus
Molecular function (GO): DNA-binding transcription factor activity, RNA polymerase II-specific; RNA polymerase II cis-regulatory region sequence-specific DNA binding
Source: RefSeq, a predicted model, not a curated record
AUGCAUCCAGACUCCAGCACUGAGUUCGACUCAUCGUCCAGCUGUAGCACAGCAUCGCCUGGUGGGGACACCCCUGGGUGCAGCCAGCAUCCUCCUGACUCGCUUUCAUCAUCAAUGGACAGCGCCAAGGUACAAGCGGAUCUGACCAUCCAACAGGACAGUGAGACCAGUGCAGCAGACUCCUUUGUUCCGACCGUGACUGCAAUCUCAACCUCGCCGGAUCUAAGGUGGAUGGUGCAGCCGACGGUCAUCUCAUCUGUCUCGCCUUCGUCCGGCCGUGCCAAGACCAAGAGUCACGGCGCGACCCGGCCACCUUCCCCGGCAGGUGCAAACAAGGCGAAGCCCUCCAGCAGGAAAGGGCAGAGAGAGCAGCCUUCGAAGGAGGAGGAGGAGAGGAGGAGGAUCAGGCGAGAGAGGAACAAAAUUGCUGCAGCAAAGUGUCGUAACAGACGGAGGGAGCUGAUAGACACGCUACAAAAUGAAGCUGACAAGCUCGAGGAGGAGAAGUCGGCCCUCCAGACAGAGAUCGCCGACCUGCUGAAGGAGAAGGGGCGACUGGAGCAGGUCUUAGCCUCCCACAAACCAUCCUGCAAACUCCCUGCGAAUGACGGCGAGGAAGAGGACAGCGAAGACGAUGUUACCACAAUGCUGCAGGAUCCCCCGGUCUCCCCGCAGCUGCUGUCAAUCUUAGAGAAUGGAAAAACACCAGAGAGCAACACGCCAAUUGGAGAAGCCCCUAUUGGUCAAGAAAUGGAUGAUGUCCCUUGCAUUCCUGCUGCAGCCAUUUUGGGGAACUCCAACAUCCUCCUGUGUUCAAGUGCAGAAGAGGAGGCUCUGGAGGACUUAAAAGGAGAUGACCUGGAUGACUUGGUGCCCAGCCUGGAAAUGGCAGUGACUUCUGAGACGGCUGCGUCCGUCCCUGACAUAGACCUGAGCGGCCCCCUCUGCCUCUCAGACUGGGAAACCCUGUAUAAGUCUGUGGCGAAUGACCUUGAAUCUUUGAGCACACCAGUCAUGUCUUCCAGUCCCACUUGUAGCAAUUACCGCACAGUGUUUUCCUUUAAUUACUCUGAGAUUGAUUCCUUCGCUGAGGGCUGUGAGAGCCUCAAAGGCAGCCUGGGUCCGUCUGAGUUAAUGAAAGAUAGUCUUAACUCUCCAACACUCCUGGCCUUGUGAAUGCAAACAAGUUAUGCAACGAUACUCUAAUUGUAUUCUAACCAGCCAGCAAGCUAUGAUCUUUCUCAAAUAAUCUUUUGUAGUGUGAGUUUUGAUGUUGUGUAAACCUAAACAUCAAGGGUUGUGUAGUCGACAUGUUUUCUGUGACUGUAACAGGGUCGAUUUCUUCCAUACUGCUGGUGCAAUUCUCCGAGAUGAGACUUUGUGCUGGUGUCAAACGUGCAUGCAAAUACAAGUCAUCCGUAAUCCAAGAAUAUGGUGGUAUCUUGUGUUUUUAGAAUCCCUAAAUGUAAUGUGAAGUUAGAUCAUGCUCAAUAGCCCGCUGUGUGUAAUACUGUUGACAAAGUUGUGUUGUAACAAGUGAAAAAAAGACGUGUUACUAAUGUGUAGCAUAAAGUGUAACAUCU